This is a messenger RNA of Fonticula alba, 8755 nucleotides long. RefSeq lists its product as hypothetical. Gene Ontology annotation, molecular function: protein binding. Bases 1 to 8670 code for a protein of 2889 amino acids. The transcript is spliced from 3 exons. The record is from RefSeq and is a predicted model, not a curated record. NCBI's taxonomy places the organism in Eukaryota, Rotosphaerida, Fonticulaceae.
AUGCCUCAGCCGGCCUGCCCCUGGGGGAACCAUCCGGACUCCCGGCGCCCCCCAUCCCCUUGCGUGAGCCCCGGACCGGCCCUCCGCGCCGUCAUCGAUCGCGAGAACCACUACCGCACCCUGUUCGCCCAGCACCGCGACCAUGCCGACCUGAAGGAUCCCCACCUGAUGAUGAUCCCCCUCUUCGACCAGGCCCCCGAGGCCCUGGUCGCUCGCGACGCCAACGAGGAGGCCGCCCUCGGCCCGGAUGGCCAGCCCCUCUUCCGGAUGAUGUUCGCCGACAGCACCGAGGGCAAUCGCUUCCGCAAGGCCCCCGGCCAGCCGGUCACCGCCGGCUCGCUUGCCGCCUUCCACCAGAACUGGGAGCUCUUCACCGAGAACUCCCUGCGCUAUGUCAACUGGGACAAUGUCGUGGUGGCCGGUGGCUCGGUCCUGGCCAGCCUCAUGCCGGUCUUCGACCCGGAGACCUCCUCCACCUUCAUGGAGGAUGCCGACGUGCCCUCGGGCCAGGUGGCCAAGGCCCGGGCCUCGCUCCAGGUGGACUCCUCCACCCGCAUGCUCAUCGGCGCCACGGCCACCGCCCCGGGCGAGGCCAUCUCCCCCAAGCGCCAGCGCUACAUCUACCACAACAUGCUGUACCGGUCGUCCGACAUCGAUCUCUUCAUCUACGGCCUGGAUGAGGAGGCCGCCCGGGCCAAGCUCGUCGAGCUGUACGAGGCCAUCUCCAAUGCCAUCCCCCACGCGGCCCUGGUCUUCCGGUCCAAGUACGCCGUGUCCAUCGUCAGCCAGUUCCCCUACCGGCACAUCCAGAUUGUCCUCCGCCGGUAUGCCUCCCCGGCCGAGGUGCUCAUGGGCUUCGAUGUGGACUGCUCCAGUGUGGCCUUCGACGGCCGGCAGGUGUACGCCAUGCCGCGUGCCCAUGCGUCCCUGGUGUUCCAGCGCAACACCAUCGACAUGUCCCGGCGGUCGCCCUCCUACGAGACCCGGCUGUCCAAGUAUGCGGCCCGUGGCUUUGCCGUGCGCACUCCCUACUACGACCUGGCCCGUGUGGAUCCCCAAAUCCUGGAGCGCUCCUUCGACCGGGUCCAGGGCCUGGCCCGGCUCAUUCUCCUGGAGCGCCUCCGGUCGCCGGCCGCCAUCCAGAACUACCGCGAUGAGCAGCGCCUCCGGCGCAUGCGCAACGAGUCCAAGGAUGCCCUCGGGUCUGGCAACAGCCUCGUCGGGACCCCCUCCGCCGGGGGGUACCUUCGCCAGCAAAUCGAAAACCGCCUCAGCAGCGAUGCCUUCCUCCGGGACCGGCUCAUGGGCACCGACAUCAGCGAGCUGUCCGACUAUGCCACGGUCUUCCUGCCCUGGGGCCCCAAUUGGAAUGCCAAGAGCAUCCAAACCCUCAUGGAGGGCAAGGACACCAUGCUCAAUUCCCCCUGGUUCGACCGGACCAAGACCUACCACACCCAUCCGUGCUUCGUCGGCCGGAUGUCCACCGUGCUGGAGGACUGCUGUGGCUUCUGCCCGCCCUUCCCCUCGGACUUCGACAUCAACGAGUCGGCCUUCGUCUAUGGGUCCCUGACCUUCCUGGCCGAUGACCCGGGCCGCCAGUCCAUCGGCUCCUUCCGGCCCAUCACCGAUGGCGACUGGCUGGAGCCGGCCUUCCUCGAUGAGUCGACCGAUUUGCUGGCCACCGCCGCGGCCACCGGCAACAUGGCCCUCUUCCGCCAGGCCCUGGAUUUGGAGUCCGAGCGCUUUGUCCGCGAGCGGGAUGCCGCUCGCGCUGACAAGGUCGCCGCCGACCGGGCCCUGGCCGAUGCCCUGGCCGCCGUGGAGGAGGCCCAGGCCGGCAAGGCGGCCGCCGCCGCUUCCAUGGACCUCGAUGGGCCCCAGUCCCCGGAGGCCGAUGAGGCUGCCUGGGCCGCGCGGCUGUCGGCCGCCCGGUCGGCCCAUGCCCUGGCCACGGUGGCCCAGGACCGCGCCACCAAGCGCCUGGAGGACAUGAUCGGCAUGCGGCUGGAUUCCCGGGACUCCCUCGGCCGGACUCCGUUGAUCCUGGCCGUGCUGGCCAAUCGCCGGGAAUUGGUCCAGGCCCUGUUGGAUGCCGGCCUGCGGUCCCUGCGGGCGGCGGUCCUGCGCCUGCGCUGCUCCGGCCAUGUGGAAGACCUGACCGAUGAGGCCGAUCGCCGCCUGCUGGCCGAGCUGGAGCCCUGCCUGGAGUUGCCCCUGCCGGAGCAUGUGCAGCCCAACCUCUCGGAGCGCGCCUUCAAUGGCCGGACCCCGCUGCACUUUGCUGCGCACUACAAUCGCCCGGAGAUUCUGGCCGACCUGCUGGAGUACAAUCACCAAGUGCGCGAGUUGCUUCUGGAGGCCCGUCGCAUUCGCGAGGGCUCCGCGCCCGGGGUCAAGCGCGCGCGCCCCUCCUCCGACCUGCAGGAUGGCGAUGAGGCCAAGGCCGCGGCCGUGCGCCAUUCGCUGGCCAUCGCCGACAGUGCGCGCGCCUCUUCGCCCGGCACCGCCGACAUGGACCUCGAGGAGGAGGAGGAGGAGGAGGGCUCCGGCUCCGAGGGCUCCGGCUCCGAGGGCUCCGACUCCGACGGCUCCGAGGGCUCCGACGGCUCCGACUCCGAUGGGUCCGAGGGCUCCGAGGGCUCCGAUUCCGAUGGGUCCGAGCUCGAGGACAUGAUGGAGAUGGCCGAAUCCGAUGACGACGCCGAUCCCCAUGUCACCAAGACCUACAAGGUCAGCGUGGCCAGCGCCUCCGAUCCCAAGGCCUCGGUGACCAUCCGCGAGGCCUUUGUCUCGGUGGACUGCGAGGAUUGGGACGGCCAUCUGACCCCGCUGCAUUAUGCCGUGCUCUUCGGGAGUGUGGCCUGCGCGCGGGUGCUCCUGGCCCAUGGGGCCAAUGCCUCGCGGCCGUGCCUGCCCUUCGCCAACAACGACCGCGAUGCCAUGACCCCCCUGAUGCUGGUGGCCUUCGUGGAGGACAGCACCAUCGCCGUGUCCCUGGCCCGGCUCCUGGUCGAGGGCGUGGACCUGGUGCCGAUUGCCCAGCGCGAUGUCGACUCCCCGACCGCCACCCGGUCGCAGCCGGCCAACCUGGUUGACAUGCUGCUGACCAGCCAGCUGAAUGUCAUCGGGGUGUAUGCCAUCCGCCUGCGGGCGGACUUGCUGACCGACUUCGUCGGCAAGUGCUUCCCCCCGGAGGUCCUGGCCCCGCUGCUGGCGCAUGUCACCAUCGGCCAGCUCAACCCCCUGUCCCUGGCCAUUCGGUAUGGCUUCCAGCUGGCCGCGGACUUUGGCCGGCGGAGCAUGCCGGUCAUCCUGCGCGAGGGGCUGGGCCGUGCUGCCCGCGAGCAGCUCACCGCCGACACGGUCGAGGCCCUGCUCCGCCUCGGCACCCCGGCCAUCGUGCAGAUGUCCCACCUGAAUGCCUCCAAGGAGCUGCUCAUGGCCGUGUGGACCGACCGCCGGCCGUACAGCGCCGAGCGCGGCUACUCCAGCCUCAACCUCGAGACUCAGCCUCAUCACCUGGCCCUGACGGCCCGCCUGCCGCGGGUGCUGGAGCUCAUCCUCCAGGCGUUGGAGUCGUCGCUGGUGUCGAUCGUCUUCCAGAGCGUGUCUCGCAUGCCGGCCACCUUCCGCGACCAGCUGAACAACGUCGCCAGCGCCUACAGCUCUUCCAACAAGCGCCCGCCUCCGCGGUCUCGAAAUGCCCCCCUGGUGGCCGAUGUCACCUUCAACCCGGCCGUCGGCCUGGCCCCGGCAUGCAACCUCGUGGACUUCGUGGUGUCCGCCGCCGCGGAGAUGAUUUACGCCUGCAACCACAACACCGAGCAGCUGGCCUCCCUGCGCGCCGCCGCGCCGGAGCUCUUCGACCUGGUGGACCAGAUUUACACGCACACCGAGCUGAACACCGAGACCGCCCUCAAUGAGGUGGAUGUCAACAGCUCCGAUGUGGAGGUGGCCGACAUCCGGGCCGCCAUGCGUGCCAUCAAGCAGGCCAUGCGCGAUGAGUAUGCCGCCGCCCUGGCCACCCUCAAGUCCUCGGCCGAUUCCACCAUGGACGAUGCCUCCUCGUCCGGCUCCGAUGACGAUGAGUCCCCCGAGCCGGCGCAGGCAUCGGUCGACAUCGACAUCGAUGGGGAUCUCAUCGAGCAGGGCGACCACCCGGCCGACCAUGAGGACUUUGUCCACGAGCGCCCGGCUCCGGAUGCCCUGCUGUGGCUGGCCGCCGGGGAUGUCACCGGCCAGGCGAUGCCGGAUUCCCGGCUGUCUGAUCAUGACGACCAUGUGUUCAUCCUGCGCAAUGCCAUCCGCCUGCGCGAUCGCCAAGCCCGGAAGGUCCGCUCUCCGCAGGGGCUGUUCGACACGCCGGAGCUCUUCUCCACCACCGGCAUCCAUUCGGUCCUGGCGGGCAUGCGCACUCGUCGGCAGAUCCUGCGCGAGAUCGCCCGCCAUGAGGCCCUGUCGGCGGAUUCGCCAUCCACCCCCCCGGGCGCCCUGCUGACCAUCCUCCUGCACGACCUGGCCGUCAUCAAUUACAUGCUCGGCCUGCCGGCCGGCGAGCGCGCUGACGAUCGCGACGCCGAGCACUUUGCCGCCCUGGCCAAUGCCCAGCGCGGCGGCCACUCCACCCCCAAGGUCAUGGCUCGCCUGCGGCCGGACAUCCUGGCCACCGCCAAUGAGGCCAUCGACACGGUGGCCGACGCCGCGCGCCACCAGCGCAUGGAUGCCUUCCGUCGCCUGGAUGACAUGCGCCGGAUGCUGGCCACCCGCUUCGGCAUGAGCACCACCUUCACCCUCACCUACCCGGCGGCGGUCGGUCCCGAUCCCCAGCCCAAGCGCGUGCGCCGGCUGGGCUUCGAUGACCCGACCCAGCUGGCCACCCAGCUGGUCAACGAGUAUUCCAACCGUUGCUGGAGCCGGAUCACCGCUCGCGAGGCCGACGCCCUGAGCAAGACCCUCACCCCGGCCGCCAUUCAGGCGGCCCUGGCCCGGGAGCUGGGCGGCCAGCAGCACAUCACCGCCGAGCCGGAGCUCGAGUCCUUCACUCGGCGCCUGGCCGCGUCGGCCCUGGCCGUGCUGCCUGCCACCCUCAAGCGCCUGGUGACCUUCGCCGCGGAGGCCGCCGCUCGCGAAGCCAAUGCCAAGGCCCUGCUUGGGCUGAAUGCCGCGGCCCAGUCCCCCGGCUCCAAGUCCACCCCUCAUGCGCGCAAGUCCGCCAAGCGCCACCCUCAUCGCCGCCGGAUGGCCAAUGUGUCGGAUGUGGCCCGGGUCCAGUUUGUGGCCGGCGAUCAGCCGGUCAAGGGCGAGGCCAAUGAGGCCAUCUACCGGGCCCUCUUUGAGGCGGUCUUCGCCGGGGACCUGGACCGCGUGGCCGACCUGACCGACACCACCAAGCAUGGUGCCAGUGUGGCCCUGGUCGACUCGCGCAUGGGCGGCUCCUCCAAGACCACCCCCCUGCGUGUGGCCCUGCGCUUCCUGGACCACCCGGCCCCCAUGGUGGAGCUGCUGCUGUCCCGGAUGGCGAGCCAGUACCGGCCGAAGCUCAGCCGCGCGGCCAUGCGCGUCGCGGCCCAGGCCGCCUCGGAGACGGCCGACUCGGCGGCCAAGCGCGCGGCCCGCGUCAACAAUGUCAGCCUGCUGGCCGCCGGCUUCGCCGGCCAUGAUGACGAGUGCUCCGACUUCUCCGACGAUGACACCUGCUACUUCGAUGAGGGGGCCCUCAGCAUGGCCAUGGGCCGUGACAUGCUGGCCUCCUCGGCGUCCAUGUCCAAGGCGGAGGCCGCCCAGCGGGCCUUCAGCCGGGCCAGCCGGGCCAAUCGCCUGGCCCAGCGCGCCGCCAGCCAGAAGAAGCCCGAUGCCGAUGACCCGGCUGCCGCCAAGGCCGAGCGCAUUGGCCACCUGCGCUUCAGUUCCACCAACCCGGUGGAGGGGUUCCUGCGGCAGCAUGGGUUCCUGCCGGCCGCUCGGCGCCGGGCCGGCCACACCGAUGCCCAAAUGGCCGGCAUGCACCUGCUGAAUGAGGACAUGGCCAGCACCUUCCGCCAGUCUUCCUCCCACAACCGCUGGUACUCGCGCCAUGCCCGUCGGACGGCCGAUUCCUCCGGCCAGGAGCCCCUGCCCACCUUGAAGACCCUGGCCAAGUGGGAUGACCGCCGGGCCCCGGCCACCGGGGAUGCCCCGGCCCAGGACUUCCUCCGGCAUCGGACCUCCACCGAUGCCUACCUGGGCCUGUCGCCCUCGCAAUCGGUCUCCCUGAACAUCCUCAAUGAGACGCUCUUCCAUGCGGCCGGCCUGCCCGGCGGCGAGGACCAUGCCCUGGCCUUGGUGCUGGCCCUGCUCAAUGGCCUGCGACUGGUGGAGGAUACCGUCACGCGGUUGGACCGCCUGGCGGCCCGGCUCCAGGGCCACUCGACCUAUGCCCCGCCGGUGAUGCAGCUGGCCGAGCGCCUGGCCUCCAACAUUGCCGCCGACGCCGAGGACAACCCCCUGCCCUUUGCCAUGGCCGUGGCCAUGGGCCUGCCUCAGUCGGUGCUGCUGCUGCUGCUUCGGCGCUUCGGUGCCGGGGUCAACUUCGCGGUUUGGCCCCUGCCGGCGGAUGUCCCCGUGGCCGAGGUCCGUCGCCACACGGUCCUCACCCGGUCCAGCAAGACGUCCCUCUUCCUGCCGGCGGCCGAGGGCGGCGAGGGGAUCGACCGGUCGGCGCGCAAUAUGCUGACGCUGGUGGCCCUGUCCGGUGGCCCGGGCGCCCGGCCGGAGGGCUUCAACAACAUCGACUCCCCGAUCAUCGGUGGCCAUGGGGCCCACCAUCCCUUGAGCUUCCUGCCGCCGGCCACGGUGGCCCUGCUGGCCGGGCAUGAGGACCUGGCCCGUUGGCUGGCCACCGACCCGGCCCCGCGCCAGGCAUUCGCCCAGUUCUGGAACCGCACGACCGAGCGCCGGCCGGCUUCCGAGCUCCUGGUUCGCGGUGCGCCGGAUGUGGCCCGCCUGGCCGAGAUGGUCCCCGACACCGAGCGCAGCAUCCUCCGCGCCCUCGGUCGCGAGGUCUUCCUCACCACGGCCCCCCUCGAGCGGUCGCUCUUCCAAUUGGACACCGUGCUCAAGGUGGCCCCGAUGGGCACCUCCAGCGGGGACAGCCGCACCGAGUACACCACCGCCGUGUCGGCCGUCACCCUGCUGAAUUCCCGCCCGGCCUUGGCCCUCCUCCGGGACAUCCUCACCUCGGCCCCGUACUCCCUGUCCUCCGGCCAGCUGACCGACCUGGCGGCCAUCGGCCUGGCCCUCGAUGCCGAGGCCAAGCCCAACAGCCUGGCCGCUUGGACCACCAGCACCUCGGAGGACCGGCCCUUGGCGGUGCUCUGCACGCGCGAUGUCGCCCUCAGCCCCCUGUCCCUGGCGACUCGGCUGGGCUUGACCGAUGCCACCGCCGGCCUGCUGGCCGACCUCCAUGCGGAUCCCAGCCAGAUGGACGCCUUCCGCGGGUGGACCCCCCUCCACCAUGCGGCCCAUGCGCACCAGCCGGCCGCGGCGGCCCUGCUGCUGGACAGCGUGGUCCAGCGCGCCGCCGCCGCCGCCGGCCCCUCGGCCGAUGCGGCCACCCAGCUGGCCGCCCUGCGCCAGGCGAUCUUCGCCCGGAGCCCGGUGUCCGGCCUGAGCCCGGUGCACCUGGCCGCCGAGCGUGAUGCCCAUGGGGUUCUCCACGAGAUGGCCCUGGCCCUGGCUCGUGCUCGGUUUGCCACCGCCAGCCCGAACCCGGGGCAGCUGCUGCUGGCCCGGGCCGAGCUCUUCCACCCGGAUCACCGGACCGCCGCCGGUGGGGACACCUCCCUGCAUGUGGCCCUGCGCUUCUCGCAAUUCCUCCUGGCCUGCGAGAUGAUCCUGGCCCUGGGCCUGGCGGCGGCCAUCCAUGCGCUUGGCCCGGCGGCGACCGCGGCCAAUUCCGACACCGUGCACACCAUGGCCGAUGCCCUGCUGGGCCUCCUUUCCGGGGACAAUGCCUCGGUCGGGGCCAUCCUCCAAGCGACCACCGCCGCCUCGGCUGGCAGCCCCCUGGCCCAUGUGGACUGGGCCCUCCUCCGGCAGGCUCUCCUGUCGGAGAAUGCCUUCGGCCUGACCCCGGCCGAUCAGCUCUUCACCACCCAGCGCAUGGUCCUCGGCGCCAAGGCCCCCAGUGGCGAUGGGUCCGUCAGCAAUGUCGAAGAUCUGCGCGCCUUCGGGACCCAUGCCAUCCUGUGCUCCGGCUUGACUCGUGCCCUCGGCGUGGCGGCCCCCCUGCCCACCGGCGGCACCGGCCACUUCUCCUGCUCGGCUCGGCUCUUCGCCGCCCUGCAUCUCCUCGCCAGUGCCCUGGCCUUCUCGCCGGUCGAGGGGCACCCGGCCACCGCCGGCAGCGCGGCCGCCGCUCGCCAGCUCAUCCCCUCGCCCGAUGUCCGGGAGGCCCUCUUCCACCUGGCCAGCCAGACGAUGCUUCGCCUGGAGCGCACCAGCUCCAGCCACCACUAUGCCAACCCCUACCAAAACUACUACUCCUCCUCCUCCUCCUCGGACACCACUCCCGCCUCCAACGGGGCCCUCCUGGUGUCCUGCUUCGAGGGCAGCCCCUCUCGUCCGAAGGUCAAGGCCCCCCAGGCCUUCCCCGCGCAUCUCCUCAACCGCAACCUCUUUGUUCCGGUCUGAAAGGAAAGCAAGCAACGCCGCCAUCCAUUCCGCCCCCCGGGUGGCUGGCCCUGCCUGCACGCUGCACGUCCAUCCCCCCCCCCCC